AUGGUCACCGAGAAGUCGGAGCUCAGCAGAGGACAGUUUCACACUACGAUUUCAUGGACAUUUGGUAACACUCUGGAAACUCUCACAGCUGAUGGAGUCGAUCGCAGCAAGAAGGGUUCUAAGAAGGAAGCCGUGCGGAAGCUCAUGAGGACACUGCCACAGCACGAGAAAAGUCUCGGCGUUAUGUGGAGACAAAUGGCCGGCACUCUGGCCAAGCUGCUAGGGGUUAAACAGAGCGUCAGUCAUUCGCCGGAUGUCACUUCGGGGUUAGUGACGUGCUUGGUUGAAUGGGAGAGUACAGAGGACCCUGGUCAGCGGUGGGUCGGCCGAGGUAGUGGUAGAACUAAAGAUGAGGCUGAGGUUAGGGCGCUGAAAGACAUUUAUGCAGUUGCGGCGCCAUGGAGAGAGAAAGCUGCUGUUGCUCAAGUGCAGAAGAGGCAUCAGCUCCAGAAGGCAGAGGCAGCCCGGAUGGCCGCGGACCUCGAGGCUUCGUCGGCAGGGACCGCUAGCAUGCUCUCACAGAAACAAGCUUCGGAGAUUAUGAUAGCGCACAACUAUAUGACUCAACGUCUUUUCCACAACCCUGUGGUGAAGCUCCGGUCUAACCUCGUGGUGGUUCCGCAUGAGCUGGGUUUUUUGGCCACCUGUGAGUGGAGCUGGUACUCGCGCGAAGAAGGUCCUGGGAAUCCGAGGAAAAGAUCUGCAUCCACCAACGGCAUCGCGGCAAAUCAAAAGAUAGCCAAGGCAGAGGCCUGCCGGUUAAUGCUGGAGAAGUAUGGCGCAUUACAGCCGAUAUCGGCAGACCAAUGGAGGCUCGCUGAUGUUAUCAAUGGUAUGGUAGUGUCCUGUAGCAUCGACCAGGCGGUACAAAAAGCUGUAGAGGCUAUAGGGGACACUCCGAGCCACGGUCGUGCUUGGCUUCGUGUAUAA
Messenger RNA from Perkinsus marinus ATCC 50983, 930 nucleotides. RefSeq lists its product as hypothetical. The transcript is spliced from 9 exons. The coding region runs from base 1 to 930 and encodes 309 amino acids. The record is from RefSeq and is a predicted model, not a curated record. Lineage: Eukaryota; Perkinsozoa; Perkinsida; Perkinsidae.